GAUGGGUGCAGGAGACAGGGUCAAUGUCUUCCCCUCCAGAAUGAUCCUAACGGUGAUGAAAGUCAGACUUAAGGGAGCGCAAAAAGGGCACAGUCUGCUGAAGAAGAAAAGUGACGCCCUGACCAUGAAAUUCCGUACCACUCUGAAGAAGAUAAUAGAGAAUAAGACUGUGAUGGGCGAUGUGAUGAAAGCGGUUUACUUUUCUCUGGCUGAGGCUGCUUAUGCUGCCGGAGAUAUCUCGCAGACAGUUAUCCAGAACGCAGACAAGGCGCAGAACAAGAUAAAGUUCACAAAGGACAAUGUGGCGGGGGUUCAGCUCACUAACUUUACCAUGCACACAGAGGGUAGUGAUGUGUAUCAGCUCACAGGACUGGGAAAGGGAGGACAGACCGUCUCCAGGUGUAAAGACACCGCUCAGAAAGCUAUAAAACUCCUGGUAGAGUUGGCAUCUCUGCAGACUACCUUUAUCACAUUGGACGAAGCUAUUAAGAUUACUAAUAGGAGAGUUAACGGUAUCGAAUAUGUAAUCAUCCCUAGGUAUGAAAAUACGAUAGCAUACAUUGUUGAAGAGCUCGAUGAAAGGGAGAGGGAAGAAUUCUACAGACUGAAGAAAGUUCAAGACAAAAAGAAGGUUAUCCGAGCUAAACAGAAGGCGUUCCUAUGA
Molecule: messenger RNA, 664 nt
Organism: Bolinopsis microptera
Lineage: Eukaryota; Metazoa; Ctenophora; Tentaculata; Lobata; Bolinopsidae
Product: V-type proton ATPase subunit D-like
Exons: 6
Coding region: 2-664 (220 amino acids)
Cellular component (GO): proton-transporting V-type ATPase complex
Molecular function (GO): proton-transporting ATPase activity, rotational mechanism
Source: RefSeq, a predicted model, not a curated record